Callithrix jacchus (white-tufted-ear marmoset) is the source of this 2041-nucleotide messenger RNA. RefSeq names its product ceramide synthase 3 (gene CERS3). Gene Ontology annotation, cellular component: membrane. The record is from RefSeq and is a predicted model, not a curated record. Gene Ontology annotation, biological process: ceramide biosynthetic process. Gene Ontology annotation, molecular function: DNA binding; sphingosine N-acyltransferase activity. Lineage: Eukaryota; Metazoa; Chordata; Mammalia; Primates; Cebidae.
CUGUACUUGUCAAACCAGCUCCUAGGGCAGUACAGGGUUGUGACUGGUGGUUCAGGGUUCUCUCCCCACUUAAGCCCUUCCCUUUUGAUACAAACAGCAAGACCAUCCUGUUCAGCAGUUGACGAAUGACUGUGUGUACCACAAGGCAACAAAGAUGAGGCAAGUGAUGCAUUUGUAACUCCGUGUCUGACUGAAUUCCAGUUUUCUCCUUUCCAAGUGGUGAAACAGGAAGCAACAUCCCAUCAGGAAGAACCUGAGGGUGCCAUCCAGUAGCUUUGCUUCACGUCACGACUGCCCUCAGUCAGAAAUCUUGACUUGCAACUUUAGAGGGUGGGUCUCUGAAGGAAUUUCAGGGCUUACGCAGAGAUGAGGGGUGUUGCUCUCUGAUGAGAACGGGGCUGGCUGGAACGCUGGAAGCCAGUCUCUGACUGCACUUCACAAGCAACAUUUGUGGGCUGACAUUUCAGAAAGGGAUGUUGUAAAACAAAAGGUGACAUUUACAUACAUUACCCGAGUUCCUCAGUAGAAAGCUCUCAUAUAUACUCAGGGACCUGGCUUCCUCUUUAUCUGUGGGUGCGGGACAGAUGCUCCAAAUUCCUUCUUCAUCAAGAGGCAGCCUCACACCCUCCUCUAAGGUCUACUCUCUUUCGUAAAAUGAUUCCUUUGGUGGCACUGCCCAAGACAGGUUUCAUGAGAAUGUUUUGGAUGUUUAAAGAAUGGUUCUGGUUGGAAAGAUUCUGGCUUCCUCCGAUGAUAAAGUGGUCAGAUCUUGAGGAUCACGAUGGACUCGUCUUUGUAAAACCUUCUCAUUUAUACAUCACAAUUCCAUAUGCUUUUCUCUUACUGAUUAUCAGACGUGUAUUUGAAAAUUUCGUUGCUUCACCUCUAGCAAAAUCGUUUGGCAUUAAAGAGACAUUUCGAAAGGUUACACCAAAUACUGUCUUAGAGAGUUUUUUCAAACAUUCCACAAGGCGACCAUUGCAAACUGAUAUUUAUGGACUGGCAAAGAAGUGUAACUUGACAGAGCGCCAGGUGGAAAGAUGGUUUAGGAGUCGGCGGAAUCAAGAGAGGCCUUCCCGCCUGAAGAAAUUCCAGGAAGCUUGCUGGAGAUUUGCAUUUUACUUAAUCAUUACUGUUGCUGGAAUUGCAUUUCUUUAUGAUAAACCUUGGUUAUAUGACCUAGGGGAGGUUUGGAAUGGCUAUCCCAAGCAGCCCCUGCUGCCAUCCCAGUACUGGUACUACAUUCUAGAAAUGAGUUUCUAUUGGUCGCUGUUAUUUAGACUUGGCUUUGAUGUCAAAAGAAAGGAUUUUCUAGCUCAUAUCAUCCACCACCUGGCUGCUAUUAGUCUGAUGAGCUUCUCUUGGUGUGCUAAUUAUAUUCGCAGCGGGACCCUUGUGAUGAUUGUACAUGAUGUGGCUGACAUUUGGCUCGAGUCUGCUAAGAUGUUUUCUUAUGCUGGAUGGACGCAGACCUGUAACGCCCUGUUUUUCAUCUUCUCUGCCAUAUUUUUCAUCAGCCGCUUCAUUGUUUUUCCCUUCUGGAUUUUAUAUUGCACGCUGAUCAUACCUAUGUAUUACCUCGAGCCUUUCUUCUCCUACAUCUUCCUCAACCUACAGCUCAUCAUCUUGCAGGUCCUUCACCUUUACUGGGGUUAUUACAUCUUGAAGAUGCUCAACAGAUGUAUAUUCAUGAAGGACAUCCAGGAUGUGAGGAGCGAUGAUGAAGAGGAAGAGGAAGAGGAGGAGGAAGAGGAAGAGGUGACCAAAGGCAAAGAGAUGGAUUGUUUAAAGAAUGGCCUCGGGGCUGAGAGGCACCUCAUUCACAAUGGUCAGCAUGGCCGUUAGCUGGAAGCCCACAGGACGCCCCCGGCACUGUGUGCUGCAAUGACUUUGGCAGCCUGGCUUCCAGGCCCCACACAGACCCCAGAUUCUGGCCUCCUCUCUUUCUUACCACCGCCUUCCCUCCCACCUAAGAUUUGUUCAACAAGGUGUUGUUAACUUGUGUUAAAAUGUUAAAUAUAAGCGUGCCCAUGGAUUUUUA